This is a messenger RNA of Ambispora leptoticha, 2049 nucleotides long. NCBI's taxonomy places the organism in Eukaryota, Fungi, Glomeromycota, Glomeromycetes, Archaeosporales, Ambisporaceae. The record is from the annotation of a GenBank genome assembly.
AUGUCUCAAGUUCCAAGUAACGCAGGGUCAUGGAACACAUUAAAUGUCAAACUAAGUCAACCCAUCUUAGAUACUUUGAUGUCGUUGGGAUUCACGGAAAUGACCCCUGUACAAUCUGCUACUAUUCCAUUAUUCAUGCAAAAUAAGGAUGUUGUUGUUGAGGCGGUAACAGGUUCUGGUAAAACUCUUGCGUUCGUUGUUCCUAUUUUGGAAAAAUUGAUUUGUCGUAAAGUUCCCUUUCAAAAGAAUGAAAUUGGAGCUUUGAUUAUCACACCCACCAGAGAACUUGCACAACAAAUAUCGUCCGUAUUUUCAAUUUUCCUAAAAAAUACUUCAAUCCCUCUAAAACAUUCAUUAUUCAUCGGAGGUGGCGGAUCAUCAGCAAUAAAAGAAGAUUUAACAAGUUUUCUAGAAGCAGGACCAGAUAUAAUUAUCGGAACACCAGGACGACUGGAAGAUUUACUCGUAGGACGUAAUGGUGUAAAAAGUCCAAUAAAUACAAAAGAGCUGGAGGUUUUGGUGCUGGAUGAAGCGGAUCGGUUACUUGAUAUGGGAUUUAUGCAAUCACUAACAAAGAUAAUCGCGCAUUUACCGCGACAACGACGUACUGGACUAUUUUCAGCUACUAUGACUGAUGCACUCUCUGAGAUAGUGAGGGCGGGACUAAGGAAUCCCGUGAGAAUUGUUGUGAAAGUGGAAGAUCUGAUUUCUAAAGAUGAACAAAGAACGCCAAGCACAUUACAAAUAUCAUAUAUUGUUUGUGAACCACAUCAGAAAUUAUCGCAAUUAUUACGACUUUUAAAAGCUGAAACUCUAGCAAAAAAAUUUAUUAUAUAUUUUUCAACUUGCGCCUGUGUUGAUUAUUUUUACAAGAUUUUUGCCAAAUUGCCACAAUUUAAGCAAUUCUCUGUCUAUUCGCUUCAUGGCCAAAUGGAUCCAAAAAGACGAUCGGCCACCUAUAACUCUUUUGCAAGUUUACCGCCUACAUCUCCGGCCCUCCUUCUUUGCACCGACGUGGCUGCUCGUGGGCUAGACGUGCCCGAUGUGGAUUUCGUGAUACAGAUGGAUGCACCACAAGAUCCCAAAGUGUUUUCACAUCGUUGUGGUAGAACCGCUAGAGCUGGAAAAGAUGGAAAAGCUGUAUUAUUUAUCGGGAAAGGCAGAGAAGAAGUUUAUAUAGGUGUGCAUUAUUUUUAUUGCAGCAUAGCAACUGAAAAUAAUGAAUCUAAUAACGAUAAGUUAAUAACAAUAGACUUUCUAAAAAUUCGCAAGAUUCCUAUUCAACAACAGUCGUAUUUCCUGGCGGAUGGGAAGCCAUAUGUAAUUCAAGACGAAACAGUUAAAGGUGACGAUGAUAAGAAUAUUGAUGAUUCAGAAAUGAUUCCUAAACAAGAUGAUGACAAUGAAAUGUUCUUGAAUCAGAUUCGUGACCUGGUUCUAACGGAUCGUGAUUAUCAUGAAAAGGGAAUAAAGGCAUUUGUAUCGUAUAUUCGAUCAUAUUCGAAACAUGAUGCGAGUUAUAUAUUUAGACUUAAAGAUUUAGAUUUUGGAAAAGUUGCAAAGGGAUAUGGUUUAUUGAGGAUGCCAAAAAUGCCGGAAUUGAAAGAUCGUAAAAUCGAGUUUGAAGAAAUUAAAAUCAACAUGGACGAAUAUAAAUUUUUGGAUAAAGCGCGUGAGAAGAAACGAUUAAAAAAGUUGGCGGAAUCAAGAGAAAAAACGAUAACAACCGGAACAAAUGACGGGAAAAGGAAUCGAAAAAAUAAUAUGCCAUGGUCAGAAAAACAAAUGGCUAAAGAGCGAAAAAUCAAACGGAAAUUAAAAAAAGAACGGAAAAGAGAAUAUUUGAAAAAACAAAAGAUGGAUGAAGUGAAAUCAGGCAAUAAUAAUAGUAGUGGUCAAAUUGACAAUUCUGAAGAUGAUGAACUUGAAAUGGAGGCGGAAUGGGAAGAAUUACAGAGAGAAGAACGAUUAGCAAAAAAAGUUAGACGUGGCCAAAUGAAUGAAGAUGAAUUCGAAAAAGAAGUUGGAAAUAUGUCGGAAAUUAAUUAA